AUGACGACAACGACAACGGCAGCAGCCAUCGAACAGAGAUUGGCGUUCUGUACUCUGGGCAUGUUUAUUAUUGACGAGAUCGAAUACAUCAACGGCAAAGCGCGCGAACAAAGCAUCAUAGGCGGUGCCGGCACAUACGCCGCUCUCGGGGCACGCCUGGCAGCGGGCGGGCACCAGGCCAAAUAUGUCUCCUGGAUCGUCGACAUGGGUUCCGACUUCCCCUCCGAGCUCAAAGACGUGAUCGAUUCAUGGCAGACGAGUUGUAUUUUUCGACGCGAUCUGAACCGGUUGACCACGCGAGCAUGGAACGGGUACGGACCUAACGAGUAUCGAGCUUUCAAAUACCUGACGCCCAAGCUACGGCUCGAGGAGAACUCAUUGUCAGACGAGCAAGUUCUCGCGCGAGCGUUCCACAUGGUGUGCUCAGCUGCGCGCUGCAUCUCGCUUGUCCAGGGGAUCAUGGCGCGGCGGCGGCAGCUUGCGAUGGACGAGCCGCGCCCGGUUUUUGUGUGGGAGCCUGUACCGGACCUGUGCACGCCGGAGGAACUCGAGCGACUUCGCGAAGCCACUGCGCACGUUGACGUGGUCAGUCCGAACGCGGACGAGUUUGCGGCAUUCUUCACAUCAACGCCAGAACACGCAGAUCGCGAGGCCGCAGUGGAAUAUCUUCUCCGCUCGAGGGACGCCCAGGGCCAAGCUCGGCCGCUGAAGACCGCUCUGGUGAUUAGAGAAGGGGCCCAUGGCUGCACAACCUACUUGGGACCGUCUCAUCUGCAUCUUCACGCGUACCACCAGAGAUCCGAGCGAGUGCUCGACCCCACCGGCGGCGGAAAUACAUUCUUAGGCGCGUUGGCAAUUGCACUGACUGGUACAGCGUCUCCAGGGGAAGGUAUCCCGGAGUUGUUAAGUGUUCCUCAGUCGAUAUUUCAGCCUCAGAAGCUGCUGUUUGCCCUGUUACAUGCUACGGUCGCGGCAAGCUAUGCGAUCGAACAGACAGGAAUGCCUACGCUGUCGGAUUCAGAUCCUGAUUCCUGGAAUGGCGACCCAUAUUCACACCGUUUCCUAGCGUAUUGGGGGCGAGAAAAGGCACAUGUAGUCGGACAGCUCUCGAGACAGCUUCUGUCAGAUACGUGA
Messenger RNA from Capronia epimyces CBS 606.96, 1134 nucleotides. RefSeq lists its product as uncharacterized. The record is from RefSeq and is a predicted model, not a curated record. Lineage: Eukaryota; Fungi; Ascomycota; Eurotiomycetes; Chaetothyriales; Herpotrichiellaceae. The transcript has 3 exons. Bases 1 to 1134 code for a protein of 377 amino acids.